This is a messenger RNA of Cannabis sativa, 1988 nucleotides long. RefSeq lists its product as uncharacterized. The coding region runs from base 360 to 950 and encodes 196 amino acids. NCBI's taxonomy places the organism in Eukaryota, Viridiplantae, Streptophyta, Magnoliopsida, Rosales, Cannabaceae. The record is from RefSeq and is a predicted model, not a curated record. Gene Ontology annotation, molecular function: sterol binding. Gene Ontology annotation, cellular component: membrane; cytosol; intracellular membrane-bounded organelle. The transcript has 7 exons.
AAAAAAUACUAAUAAUAAUUAUUCAAAUAUAAUUUUUGUAUAUUAAAUAAAAAUGAUUUUGUGAACAUAUAUUAGAUUGGCCAAUUUAUUGUAGAAUUAUUAUAAAAUAGGAUAUCUUUAUAUAUUAAAAGUGUCUAUCUAACGGCAUUUCUUGGUUUAACAGAAUAUACAAAGAAUAUUCUGUUAAAUUUAACGAUGUUAAUAGGUUUAUCUCCCGUUAAUAAAUAAACUCAAUAAUUAAACCCAAAAAAUUAAAUAAUCUUUUUUUAAAUUAAAAAAAAUCAUCUUAGCCACAUAUCUCUCUAACAAACCGUAUAUCCCAUUUUCUCGCUUUGGUUUACGAUCAACCAAAUGCAGCUAUGGCUUUGCACUCCGGUAUAGGUUUUUCCAAGAUCCUCGUCAUAGCCGGAACAGGGUACACUACCACUGUUUUGUUCAAUAACCAUAAAUUAUCGGACUUGCUCGGAGAGAAGCUUUUCUCAGAAGCUAGAGAGAGAAACAAAAUCAGCAGAGUAAAGAGAGAGAGAGCUUCGAUCGACAAUGGUGUAUUGGGAAGUCCGGCGGUGCCGCCGUUAUCGACGGCGGACUCGCCACAGAGCUCGAACGCCAUGGCGCGGACCUCAACGAUCCUCUAUGGAGCGCCAAAUGCCUUCUCACUUCCCCUCACCUUAUUCGUGGGGUUCAUGGAUUUGCUGAAGAUCUUAUGGGGAAAAAAGUUGCUACAAUAUUUGGAAAGUGGGAUGAAAGCAUGUAUUAUGUUAAUGGUGACAGGGGCAACAAUAUGUAUUAUGUCUUUCUAUUUUAUAUAUCCUACGGAUUCCAGGCUUAGACCAGACCAACGACAUUUGGAGAAUGGAGAAUAUGAGAAGGCAAAUGCUGAGAAACAACGUUUAGAGAAAAAGCAAAGAAUGUCAAGGAAAUUACAAGAAAGUGGAUGGAAACCAAAAUAGUUCGAAAGAGGAAGUGAAGAUGGACCUUUCUGCUACAUGGGUCGGUAGUCCUUACUAUGUCGUCCCAGAAGUGUUACGGAAGCAUUAUGGUCCAGAAUGUGAUGUUUGGAGCGCUGGGGUAAUCAUUUAUAUUUUACAUAGUGGAGUGCCCCCAUUUUGGGAUGAAUUGGAGCAAGGAAUAUUUGAGCAGGUUUUAAGGGGAGAACUCGAUUUUAUCUCUGAACCAUGGCCUAGCAUAUCUGAAAGUGCAAAGGAUCUUGUUCGAAGAAUGCUUGUAAGGGACCCUAAGAAGCGGCUUACGGCCCAUGAAGUUCUUAGUAAGUUAAUGGUCUUGAUUGAUUAUUAUGUCAGGUGACUUAAUUUGUUUAGCAUCCAUAGUCAUACAUUUUAUUUUUCUAUUGUAUAGAUGCAUCUUUUUAGUCUAAAUAAGCAAUAUCAUUUGACACUGGCAUGAUCUGGAGCUUUUUUUUUUUAUCAUAAAGUAAAAGAAAUAUGCAAUAUGAAUUGUUUUAUGAUCUAGAGUUCUGACCCUCCUUUUUAAAAAUUCUAAUGGUAUAAACUAGAAUGUGGUGAUUUGAGCAUUAGUAGUAGCUUUUCCCAUUUAAAAUAUGACGACUUAUAGUUUUUUUUUUCAUUCCAAAUAAUAUGUUCUUCUAACUUAAAACUAGGCUUCACAUAUUUGUUUUAAUGCUUCUAUUAUGUCGUAGGCCACCCUUGGGUUCAAGUUGGUGGUGUUGCUCCUGACAAACCUCUUGAUUCCGCUGUUUUAUAGCGCUUGAAACAAUUCUCUACUAUGAACAAGCUGAAGAAAAUAGCCAUUAGGAUGUCGAUAAUAGUGGACAGAUCACUCUUGAGGAACUAAAGAAUGGUUUGGAAAAGGUAGAUGCAAAUCUCAAGGAUUCCGAAAUAAGUGGACUAAUGCAAGCGGUAAGUAAUGAUUCUGAUUUAGGGAACUGUAAUAAGGCUUGUAAAAAUUGUAUAAUCAAUCUUGUUUGCUAUUUAUUGAAACCUAUUCCGGUUGUUUUGUUAAAAAUAAAA